UAGAGAUGGUUCGACGUGAAUCGGCUGGGUAGGCCGGUGGCCCGAUCGCUCGACUCGGGAGGCGACCGUCAGUUGCCGACAGUCGUCGCCCUCGUCAAGUCGUCAGUCAAUAGUUCCGCGUCACUGACGACGACAGACGCUUACACUCCAACAAAAGAUAAUUUACAUCGACCCUAAAUAUAAAAGGAAAGUGACUAAUUCAGUGAAUAAAUUUAAUUGUAUUCCAGAAUUUAGUGUUAGCAAUUGAUGUGUUAAGUGAUCGAAAACACCAAAGUUUUGAAACAAAAUCGUGUCGUUUUGGUUGCAAUUAUAGCAGAUUUGUUAAGAAGUCUCAAGGUUAAAUAGUUCCUGAAACGCCGUCCGUUUCGGCUUCAAUAUAAACAAAUCAUCAAGAUGAGUUUAUGAGAGUUGUUGGGAGCAUUGUGCGUGAGUGUUGAAGAUGGGGUGCGCAAGGUACAUCGCGUGCGCGCUACUCUUGCUGUGUCCUCUUGCUCUCAGUCGGCACGACGACGACUUCGCUUUCGACAAUAGCGAAGAAUUCCAGGUUGAAUUAACGGCAAACCACUCAGAGAUAGCUAAGAAUGGCCUAAGGAGAUUAUGGGGUGUACCCGACACGUUGGCCUAUGUAGGACACCUGUUCCGCAUGGAAAUCCCCAAGGAAGCGUUCUCCGGAAAAGUUGUUGCUUAUAAAGUUCGCAGCGACCACGGGAGGCGUACACCGAACUGGCUGGCGGUGGAUUCGAGGCACGGUCUUAUUAGCGGUAUCCCACAGUACCAGGACAUUGGAACUCACACAUUCACCGUCACCGCUCACGGAACUACCAAAGGACUCACUGCAACCGAUUCAUUCACUAUCGAGGUGAAAAAGGGUGAAGACAAACCUCAUUCGAAAUACGGGACGUGCAUCGGAGAUGAGAACAGGCUGGUUCUCCUUAUUCUGGUUGACGGAGCGUUCCACAAGAUCGUGCCUCGACAGAGAAUAAGAGCCCUGAUGCAACUCGCAAACUUUAUGGCUCUUGAUGGGGACGAAUUUUGGAUGGAACCUUACAAGACUGAAACGCAUCCGGACACGAUAUUAAGCGGAAUCGGUUCUUCAUUGAGGAAACGAGGCGAUGCCACAACCGCCAUAUAUUUGAACGUCGGCUGCGGGAACAAGCUGUGGGAUCGGCACAAGGUGCUGGUGGCGGGGCUGCGCGAGCAGUCGCGCGACGGAACGCUCGAGCAGCUGCUGCGGCUGCCCGUCAUCGGCUGGAGACUCCUGGCCGUCAAGCCCACGUUCAGAGUCAAACGACAGUCCCCGAUGGAGGGGUCGGGCGACAUGUACGACGCGGAGUACGACGGCGACGACGACGCGGACUACAGCGGCUACGACGACGACAACGACGACCUGAACUUCGAGGACGCGCGCCGGAACGAUGUCGGCGUACCGGAGCUGGUGGAGUCCCCCCUCCCGUCCCCCGCACACCCCCACCGGCACCACCACGGCGAGCCACACACCGUCACCGACACGUUUCAGACCGAGCCCGCCACGACCACGACCACGAACUCUCCCCCUCCCCCCUCCACCGCUACCUCCCUCUCUCCGGUCCCCCCGACCACCGAAGACCACACUUCCACGCGCGCCGAAGAAACCACUCCCGAGACCGCGUCUACUAAUACAUAUACCACGGAGGACGAAGACCACGACGUGAAGAUAACGCCUUACUCCGAAUCUGCUUCGGAAACAAACAACAUAACGUUUGUGCCGGUGUCAUCGAGACAUCUAGAGGACGUUGCCAUUGUGCCAGAUUACAUUCCAACCACGACGGAACCGGAAAUGCAAACCGUUAUGAUACGCGCGUCAAACGAACUGCCGCCUUUGUCGUCCGAGUCGCCCCCGACCGUGACGUCACAGUCCCCCGAGCCACCCACGCAGCCGAUUACCACAUCCUCUACGACGACGUCUACGACCACCCAAGCUCCGGCCACGACGCCGGUCACUGUUCCGGUUACGACGCCUGUGACUACGCCGGUGACUACGCCAGUCGCUACGCCGCCGCCCACUACGACGACCAGCACUACGCCGAUGACCACUGUACCGACAACGGUACCGACUACAACCGAUCCACCAGAAACCACUAUACAGGAGGUCACCAAACAGGAGUCCACUGUGACGGAGGGUAAGAGCACAAUAAUUGGUCAAACCACGGAGACGGUGACCUUCGCGAUGCCUGUCAACCAACCACCGGUCCUCAAACAUCACAUGAAGAAACUCGCUAUAACUGCUGGAAAAGCCUUUAGAUACAUAAUCCCCACCGAUCUGUUCAUGGAUCAGGAGGACGGGAGCAACUUGACUUUCACGAUGUACGAAGCCGAAAACGUCCCCUUAAGCAAAAACUCAUGGAUACAAUUCAUACCGUCCGACCUUGAAGUUUACGGACUACCGCUGGAAGCCCACGUCUCACGUUGGAACUUCAUAGUGGAAGCUCAGAACAGCGCCGGCCUCAAGGCCCGGGGCCCGCUAGACAUCACCGUGCAGCAACACAAGAGCGGACGCACCAUCAACCACCGCUUCAUCAUGCAGUUCACGCUGCUCAAGCAGUACAAUAACGCCAUCGACUGGCAGAUAAGGGCCUUGGAGGGAAUAGUGAAUCUGUUCCGGGACACCGACAUGGACCAUCUGACCGUGUUGAACGCGACCCAAACGGGAGAUCUCUGCGAGUUCGUUUGGACGAACGAUACCCUGCCGAAAGACGCGGCCUGUCCUAUGGAUGACAUCAAUAGACUUAUGAAGAUAAUGGAGUCUGAGUCGGAGCCGGGUCGCGGGUCCCGCUUGUUGUCGCGCGCCAUGUCCCCGGAGCUGGGCGUGCGCGGCGUGCGGUGGGAGGGGGCGGGGGUGUGCGCCGCGCCGCCCGCCACCCGCGCGCCCGACACCUACCCGCCCGUCACCCGCAACCAAGUCGACCACAUCACUGCCUCCGCCGGACACCUGCUCGUCUACAAAGUGCCCGAGGACACAUUCUUCGACCCAGAAGACGGAGGCACCCGUAACCUCAUACUGUCGCUACGGUACAGCGACCGCACCGAGAUCCCGGCCGGGCACUGGCUACAGUUUGACGCCAAUAACCAAGAGUUCUACGGCUUGCCCACUACUACGGACGAGGGCAGCGUUUCUUAUCAACUGAUUGCUGAAGACUCCAGCAAGAAGACUGCGUACGACAGUUUAAUAGUGGAGGUCGUGAAGGCGCCUCCAAUCCGACCCACGGUCGAGUUCCAGAUGACCUUGGAGUAUCCGUUCUUGAAGCUCGCCUUCAACGCUAAAAACAAGCGUAAAGUUGUCGAGAAGCUCGCCAACCUGUUUGGACAAAAGGAGACUGAUAAUAUUAGGAUACAAAGCAUUACCAAUAAUCCUACCUCCAUUAUAUGGUACAACACUAGCUUGCCAAUGGACAGAUGCCCGAAGGCGGAAAUCGAGCAACUCCGCAAGAUGAUCAUCGUGGAUGAUCGCGGCUCACGAGGAGGCGCUCUCCGCGAAAACGUCGAUCAAGUCUUCGACAAGGACUUCAAAGUGAUGUCGAUAACCCUCAACCCGCUCGGCCUGUGCGCGGAGCAGAACACCAAAGUAUCGAAGGUCCCACCGGCGCUGUACCCCGGCGCGCCCAACUCGCAGAACAGCAAGACAGGCAGCGCCGCGGAGCAGAGCUACCUCGUGACGUUCAUCAUCCCGGCCGUGGUCAUCGUGUGCAUGAUACUGCUGGCCGGCGUCAUCGCCUGCGUGCUGUACCGGAGGCGGCGGACAGGUAAAAUGAGUGUCGGCGACGAGGAGGAGCGACAAGCGUUCCGUUCGAAGGGCAUACCCGUUAUAUUUCAAGACGAAUUAGAAGAACGUACAGACACCGAACCUAUACACAAAAGUCCUGUUAUAAUGCGCGAAGAGAAGCCGCCAUUGUUGCCGCCCGCACCGGACUACAGAUCGGGCGAGGAUGCCCCGUACCGUCCGCCGCCGCCAUUCGCCGCGUCCCGCACUCCGCCGCGACCCAAAGCCACACCUACCUACAGAAAACCUCCGCCAUACGUGCCCCCAUAAAAUCACUCCACCGCCAUUUCUUAGCUCGUAAUGUAGCCGCGUUCCAAUUAUAAUUAUUAAGGGUCGCCGCACACGGGCCACAGGCCACAACCACAAAAGCCGCCCCGGCAUCUUUCCUGUAAUUUUUAUACAUUUCAUAUGUAGCGUGUGGCGAGUCCAUAUAUAGAAUGUAUGAAAACAAUAGGUAAUAUGUCGGUGGCUGCGUUUUAUGGUUGUGGCUGGUGGCCCAUGUGCGGCGAUACUAAUGACUCUUCCAUAUCUGCGCGACGAAGCUUCGAUUAUUUGCGACGUCAACUAAACUCUUGAAACUGUUAGUUCAGUGAUCGUGUUUUGUUACUUCCAUAUCUGCGCGACGAAUUCAACUAAACUCUGCAAACUGUUAAUUUAGUGAUCGUGUUUUGUUACGUGACGCUAAUGCCCUCUCCCUGUCCCGCUCGCUCCGUCGCUCUGAACGCAGAUGUGGCUGAGACAACAUCCUGAAUCAAAUGCGUCGUUAAAAUCCUAUGAGAGCUUAUCGAAUCACAUUGGAACCGGUACGGUAAUCAUCAUUGAAAGUGUUUAAGACCCGCUAGUCGAAGCAAUUGAAAUCAUUCAAUACAUUAAUAAUUUGAAUCGCUUAAAAUUCUGUAAUUAGCGUUAAUCGAAAUUGCAUUUAUAUUAAAUUAGUAAGGAAACUCAUAUCGUUAAAACAAGGAAUUGUGAGCAGUUUUUUUUUUUUCAUAUAUUAUUACGAAUUUCUUAUACAAAAGUAUAUAUUCACGAAUUAGAUCGACAGUAGUUGUAACGUUGUGAUGUUUCGGUGUUUUCACGCUGAGUAUUUCGAUAUAUAUAUAUAAAUAAACGGUAGUGGAAUUUGUUGGAGUAGACAAUGUUACGUUAGCUCCUAGAAUAAGGCACGGUUCCGACAAAUCGACUAUUUAAUAACUCUUAACUCGUAACGCGAAUAUGGAUUGUGGUACCAAAUAGUUUAAACUUGCACUGCCUAGAGUACAUGCGUGACUGUGUCAAUUACAAUAAGCGAAACGACUUAUUUAUUUACUAUUCGAUUUGAAUGACAAUGAAUUAGUGUAUUUGGCUGAUCGAGUGCCAUUGUUUCGAGAGUUGUUUUUUUAUGGUAAUUAAAAUUAAAAAAACAUAUCGGAAUGUAACGUUUUAGCCUUUAGCGUAGAUCUUCCAUACACUAUGUUGAUAUAUCAGUAGAGUUUGCAUUAAUACGGGACUACGUUAUCGAAUUCUACAUUGUGAUAACGAGUCCUUAUGAAAUGAUUUGUCGUGAAUACGCUAUAUACAAUGCAUGGGUUGUUCAAUAUUAGAUGGUUUGUACACUAUGGAAUACAAUUAACUUAAUAUUAUAAUAAAAUAUACAACUGACUUUAGUUUUAGGUUACUAGUAGAUAUUUUUAAGGAUGAAAUAUCAUUUUGUACUUGUCUAAUUAUUACCAUAGAUGUAAGGUUAACAAAUUGUAUAAACUAUAGGCAACUAUCGAACGAAAUGAGCUGAUUUUUUUCUUAUUAUUUCUUUGGAUGUAUUUUUAUUUGUACUCUGUACUCGUUUAGAGUUUGGCAUUUAUAGAUCUUUUUAGUGUUUACAUUAUGUAUACAAUUAUAUGGAUCGGCUUAAAUCGAUUUUUUUUGUUCUUGUGUAGAUGUACUUAAUAUUGUCCACUAAAACCGUACCAUUUUCAUUAUUUGAUAGUUAUGUACCCUCGAUAUAUUUUUGUUUCAUGCUAUUUUCCAUUAUACGCACAUGAUUUAUAUAAUUAAUGAGCUUUUAAUUUAAAUAAAAAUUAAUAACUUU
Messenger RNA from Bombyx mori (domestic silkworm), 5864 nucleotides. It is a transcript of the gene Dg, whose product is annotated as dystroglycan 1. The coding region runs from base 440 to 4066 and encodes 1208 amino acids. Gene Ontology annotation, biological process: axon guidance; nerve development; muscle attachment. The transcript is spliced from 21 exons. NCBI's taxonomy places the organism in Eukaryota, Metazoa, Arthropoda, Insecta, Lepidoptera, Bombycidae. The record is from RefSeq and is a predicted model, not a curated record. Gene Ontology annotation, cellular component: dystrophin-associated glycoprotein complex; dystroglycan complex; sarcolemma. Gene Ontology annotation, molecular function: calcium ion binding; laminin binding.